UGUUUCCCGGGGUCAUGUCAUGACUCGUGGGUAUGGUGGGGGAGCCCUCUCCGUCAGCACCUGGAAGCAAAACUGCGGCUUGCUUGGAGACUCCAGCUAUCCAUUAGAACCGUGCCUCCUGACACCAGUGCCCGGACGACCAGCUCCUGGCACCCCUGAGAACCACUACAACAAGGCCCACACCGCCAUGCGCACUGUUGUGGAGAGGUGCAUCGGGGUCCUAAAGAGCAGGUUCCAAAGCUUACAGCGUUAUCAGACCCUGCUCUACAAUCCCGAUCGAGCAGCCACCAUCAUUGCUGCUUGUCGGAUUCACUUGGACUCGGGCUCACUAAAACUCACUAAUGUAUUACACACCUGGACUCGCAGCUCGAUCUGA
This is a messenger RNA of Rhipicephalus sanguineus (brown dog tick), 376 nucleotides long. Its product is annotated as putative nuclease HARBI1. The transcript has 3 exons. Bases 20 to 376 code for a protein of 118 amino acids. NCBI's taxonomy places the organism in Eukaryota, Metazoa, Arthropoda, Arachnida, Ixodida, Ixodidae. The record is from RefSeq and is a predicted model, not a curated record.